AUGGUUGCAGCUGCUCCAGCAUCUGGUACGCCAUUGGUGCUUGAAAACACUUCCAAAAGAGAUGCUUUAAUCGAAAUUGAAAAAAAGUAUCAAAAGAAAUGGCAAGAAGACAAGGUCUUUGAAGUCGAUGCGCCAACCAUCGAACAAUACGAAGCUGAAAUCGAAGGUGAUACUCUCCGUGACUCCAACCCAAAGUAUUUUGCCUCUAUGGCUUAUCCUUACAUGAAUGGUCGUUUACAUCUUGGUCACGGUUUCACUUUAUCCAAGGCUGAAUUCACCACUGGUUUCCAAAGAAUGAACUACAAGGAAGGCUCAACUCCAAGAAGAGCUUUGUUCCCAUUGGGUUUCCACUGUACUGGUAUGCCAAUUAAAUCUGCUGCCGAUAAGAUUGCUAGAGAACUUGAAAUGUUUGGUCAAAACUUUGAAAAAUUCUUUGAAGAGCAAGAAUCAGAAACACAAACCGAAAAGAAGGAAGAAGUUACCAAAGCCAACGAAGAUGUCUCCAAGUUCAAGGCUAAGAAGGCCAAGGCAGUUCAAAAGCAAGGUGGGAAAAAAUACCAAUUCCAAAUCAUUCAACAAUUAGAUGUUCCUUUGGAAGAAAUUCAUAAGUUUGCCGAUCCAAUGUACUGGUUAUACUACUUCCCACCACACACUCAGUCUGAUGUUGUUAACUUUGGUGGUAGAGUUGAUUGGAGAAGAUCUAUGAUCACCACUGACGUCAACCCAUACUAUGAUUCUUUUAUCAGAUGGUCCAUCAACAAAAUGAGAGAUUUGGGUAAGAUCAAGUUUGGGGAAAGAUACACUAUUUACUCUGAAAAGGAUGGUCAAGCUUGUAUGGAUCACGACAGACAAAGUGGUGAAGGUGUUGGUCCACAAGAAUAUACAGGUAUCAAGAUUGAAUUGAUGGAGUAUAAUGACGAAGUUUCCGCUGUCUUUAAAGAAAACAACUUUGAUGUUGCUGGUAAAAAGGUUUUCCUUGUUGCUGCCACUUUAAGACCAGAAACUAUGUACGGUCAAACUUGUUGUUUUGUUUCUCCAAAGAUUGAUUAUGGUUUGUUCGACGCUGGUAAUGGUGAAUAUUUCAUCACCACUGAAAGAGCUUUCAAAAACAUGUGUUACCAAAAAUUGACUCCUAAGCGUGGUUUCCACACUCCAGUCUUGUCUAUCAACGGUAAGGCUUUGAUUGGUUCUAAGAUUCAUGCUCCAUUAGCCAUUCACAAGGAAUUGAGAGUGUUGCCAAUGGAAACUAUUUUGCCAAACAAGGGUACUGGUGUGGUUACUUGUGUCCCAUCUGACUCCCCAGAUGAUUAUGUCACCAUGAAGGACUUGUUCAACAAAUCCGAAUAUUACAAGAUUGAUCAAUCAUGGGCUGAUGUUGAAGCUAUUCCAGUUAUCAACACCGAAAAAUAUGGUGAUCUUACCGCCAAGACUCUUGUUGAACAAUUGAAGAUUCAAUCUCCAAAGGAUGCUGUUCAAUUGGCCAAGGCCAAGGAAGCCGCCUACAAGGAAGGUUAUUUCAAUGGUAAGAUGAUCAUCGGUAGCUACAUUGGUGAAAAAGUUGAAUCCGCCAAGCCAAAGGUUAAGGCUGACUUGAUUGCUUCUGGUGAAGCAUUUGUUUAUAAUGAACCAGAAAGUUUGGUUAUGUCCAGAAGUAACGAUGAAUGUAUUGUUUCUUUGGAAGAUCAAUGGUACGUUGAUUAUGGUGAAGAAAACUGGAAAGCCAGAGCCUUGGAAGCUUUGCACGGUAUGAGAACCUUCAGUGCUGAAACCACUCAUGGUUUCGAAGGUGUCUUGGAUUGGUUAAAGAACUGGGCUUUGACCAGAUCUUAUGGUUUGGGUACUAGAUUGCCUUGGGAUGAAUCCUUGUUGAUUGAAUCUUUGUCGGACUCUACUAUUUACCAAGCAUUCUACACUUUGGCUCACAUGUUGCACUCUGACUUUUACGGUAAGGAACCAGGCCUUUUGAAUAUUAAGCCUGAGCAAAUGACCGAAGAUGUCUGGGAAUACAUUUUCUUGAGAAAAGAAAACAUUGAAACUGAUAUUCCACUCAAGAAAUUACAAAUCAUGAGAAGAGAAUUCGAAUUCUUCUACCCGUUGGAUGAAUCUAUUUCUGGUAAGGAUUUGAUUCCAAACCAUUUGACUUUCUGGAUUUACACCAACGUUGCUAUCUACCCAAAGAAAUUCUGGCCAGGUGGUGUUAGAGCUAACGGUCACUUAUUGUUGAACAAUGCCAAGAUGUCUAAGUCUACCGGUAACUUCUACACUUUGCAACAAAUUGUCGAUAAGUAUGGUGCUGAUGCUUCUAGAAUUGCCUUGGCUGAUUCUGGUGACUCUAUUGAAGAUGCCAACUUUGAUGAACAAAAUGCUUCUGCUGCCAUUUUGCGUUUAUUCACUCUCAAGGAAUGGGCCGAAGAUAUUGUCAAGAAUGUCGACAAUUUGCGUAAUGGUCCAAUCCAAGAGAACUUUUUUGACUUGGCUUUUGAAAACGAAAUGAACGCUUUGAUCGAAGAAUGUUACAAGAAUUACGAUGAAACAAAUUACAAAUUCGCUUUGAAAGCCGGUUUGUUCGAUUUCCAAAGUGCCAGAGAUUAUUAUGUUGAUAUUUGUGGUGGUGUUAAGAACGUUCACCGUGAUUUGAUUUUGCGUUACAUUAAGGCUCAAAGUUUGUUGUUGGCUCCAAUUGCCCCACAUAUUGCUGAAUACAUUGUUCAUGAAAUUUUAGGUGAAAAGGAUCUCACCGUUCACUCGAUUGCCUUCCCAAGAGCUACCAAACCAGUCGACAUCGCUCUUUCUGAUGCCUUGGAAUACAUCCGUUCCUUAGCUAGAUCUAUUAGAGAAACUGAAUUGAAUGCUUUGAAACCUAAAAAGGGGAAGAAUGCUAAAAACUUGGACAUUAACAAGUCAGUUAACAUCACCUUAUACAUUGCUUUGACCUUCCCAGAAUGGCAAGACAAAUACUUAACCAUUGUUCGCGAAUUAUUCGAAGCCCACACUUUGGAUGAUAACAAGGUUGUCAAGACCAAGAUUGAAGGCAAAGACAUGAAGAAGGUCAUGCCAUUUGUGUCUGGUAUUAAGGCCAGAUUGACCAAGGAAAGUCCUGAAAUAGUUUUCAACAGAAAAUUAACUUUUGAUGAAUUGGAAAUUGUUAAGACCUGUUUGAACAUUUUGAAGAUUUGUACCGCGAAGGUCACCGUCAAUGAUCUUAAUGUUAUCACAUUCAACAAUGGUGAGGACAAGGGUAAGAAUCUCGCUACUGGUGAAGAAGUGGAGCUUCCAAAGGUCAAGGCCAUUGAAGCUGCUGUUCCAGGCCAACCAGGUAUUGUUAUUGACAAUGUCUAA
Saccharomycopsis crataegensis is the source of this 3339-nucleotide messenger RNA. It is a transcript of the gene CDC60, whose product is annotated as leucine--tRNA ligase CDC60. Lineage: Eukaryota; Fungi; Ascomycota; Saccharomycetes; Ascoideales; Saccharomycopsidaceae. The record is from RefSeq and is a predicted model, not a curated record. The transcript has a single exon. The coding region runs from base 1 to 3339 and encodes 1112 amino acids. Gene Ontology annotation, biological process: leucyl-tRNA aminoacylation. Gene Ontology annotation, molecular function: ATP binding; aminoacyl-tRNA deacylase activity; leucine-tRNA ligase activity.